This is a messenger RNA of Telopea speciosissima, 1029 nucleotides long. RefSeq names its product tRNA:m(4)X modification enzyme TRM13-like. The transcript has a single exon. The coding region runs from base 336 to 818 and encodes 160 amino acids. Gene Ontology annotation, biological process: tRNA methylation. The record is from RefSeq and is a predicted model, not a curated record. Lineage: Eukaryota; Viridiplantae; Streptophyta; Magnoliopsida; Proteales; Proteaceae.
UCGAUUCUGUUUGAACAAAUGUCUCAGCAAUUCUCUGUUCUGCUGAAACCGCAACCCUAAGUCUGAAGAAUAGAGGAUUACAUGUCCACUAGACCCCUCUCAGUAAGCUCUCUUUUGAAAAUUCUGUACUGCAAGAAAAUCUAGAAUCACAUCUGAGAAGAUGCCCGUUUCUGAAACAAUUCCAAUCAUUGAAACAACAACCUUUCUACAAAAAGGGCAUCAAUGGCUGGAGAGAUUAUGAUGUUGAUGAUUUGAAAGUCAUUUCGAAAGAUGCCGAAAACUUUACCUUCCCAAAUAAAGAGUUGUCUAAGCCCUCGGAUGACAUUACCUCAAACAUGAAGAGGAAUGCAUUAUAUAACAUGACCGUCCCAGAAUUCUCCGAACUGAUGAGAAAGAUAGAAUUGAUUCACGGUUCUAUCAGUUCGGAGAUUCACGAGUUGUAUAACAUACCUGAAGUUUGGGGCAUGUGGAUUAAUAAAGGAAUAGAUUGGAAAUUGCCGUUCCAAGAGAAACAUGUUCUGCAACAGGUGUCGAUUCUCGGGAACUUGGCAGACUUUGGAAUAUUGGAAAAUUCUGUUGGGAACAUAGUUUGUCCAAACAUUGCAGAACCUUUGUGCUCCAAUGGGUCAUCCGGGGAUAAGGUCCCUACCGUCAUUGAGUUUGGGGCAGGGAGAGCAUACCUAACACAAAUGCUUGCAGAUUGUUAUGGUAUCAAUAAAGUGUUUUUAGUCGAACGGAAGUCUUGCAAGCUCAAGGCUGAUCGAAGUCUACGACAAACAGAGAACUUGACUUUAGAGCGUUUGAGAAUUGACAUAUAGGAUUUGAAUUUGGAUGCUGUUGAAUCUUUGAGGGGAGUUCCCUACCUGGCGAUUGGGAAACAUCUCUAUGGGCCUGCAACAGAUUUGACCUUAAGGUGUUGCCUUCCUGAGCAAAGUCAAGAAGAUAAAGCUACACAUUCAAGUGGUAGUCAUUACCUGAGAGGACUUACUAUUGUGACAUGUUUUGUCGAUGGAAACACUACACAAAUAA